Messenger RNA from Oryctolagus cuniculus (rabbit), 3803 nucleotides. The record is from RefSeq and is a predicted model, not a curated record. Lineage: Eukaryota; Metazoa; Chordata; Mammalia; Lagomorpha; Leporidae.
AGAGGACAAGCCCCUCCCCUCUGCUAAGCAGCACUAGGCACACAGCCUCCUUAAAAGGAGGAGGUACAGGGUGCACCACUUGGCACAAGAGGGGGGCCAGCAGUGUCAGCCCAUUAGCCACCUGCCUUAGAAAGAAAGACCAGGAAUGCCAGGAUGAAGGAUUGGAACACAAAGGGAGGUGCCAUCAUGAGAGAUCUGUGAAGAGAAAGACCUAAGGGGCCCAGAAACAUGAAGCCUGGGAAAUCAACCCCUCCCAUGAGGGAGAUAACAACAGUGGAACCUGGUUCUAAAUCAGUGCCUAGGACAGAUGGGAGACCUGCACAAGAACAGACACCUACGACCCAGCCAGAGCCUAAACCAGAAAAGAUACCCAAGAUAGCCAAGCCAAGAACGAAGACUCAGCAGGAAUCCACUGCCCAACAGGAGCCUGCUUCACAGCAAAGACCUUCCACGCAGCAGGAACCCCAGGCUCAACAUGAAGCCGAACACCAACAGGAACCUAGAACCCAACAAAAAUCCACUCUGCAGCAGGCAUUGCUUGCCUCACAGGAGUCUGUGCCACAGCAAUCAUCUCCCAUUAAAAGGCUGCCCCUCACUCAACAGGAAGCCCCCUCCCAGCAGGGACCUAGCCCAAGGAAAGAAUCAACAACUCAACAGAAAUCAGUGCUGAGAGAGGGACAAGCAGCCAGGCCAGGACUUGGGCCAGUAGAGCCCCCUCUAGCUCAACAGGAAGCUGAAUCAAAACCUAGAGCCCAGGCUAAACUCGCAUCCAAAAUAGGACCACCUGCCCAGAUUCAAUCUACAUCCCAAGAGAGAGCGCAACAGUCAGACGCUAUGGCUCAGCAAACAACGCCAGUCCAGAGAGCCAAAUCCAGGCACGAAUCUUUGACGGAGGACAGAAAUCUGCAAGAAACAUCCACCACACCGCAAGAAAUAUCCACAGAGCCAUCUCCUCAAGAGUGGAGGACACUUUUAGAGUGGAUCACAGAUUCCGACUCGGAAUCAGAUGUGGGAUCAUCUUCAGAAACAGAUGCUGUAGCCAUGAGAGGCGUAACGGCGAUAAACAGAGCAAAGACAGCCUUCAAAGAGAAAUCUGGUCAUGAAGGGAUGUCGGGACAUGGUGGGCCGUCUUUUGGGAAGAAAACCAGCACCAGGCACUACCGGGACACACCCUCAAGGCUUGUACACAGCAUGGACCUGCGCACGAUGACCCAGUCGCUGGUGACCCUGGCAGAAGACAAUAUGGCAUUCUUCUCCAGCCAGGGCCCUGGGGAGACAGCACGACGCCUGUCCAGCGUCUUUGCCGGUGUGCGGGAACAGGCACUGGGGCUGGAGCCGGCCCUGGGCCGCCUGCUCGGCGUGGCGCACCUCUUUGACCUGGACGCAGAGACACCAGCCAAUGGGUUCCGCAGCCUGGUGCACACAGCCCGCUGCUGCCUGGCGCACCUGCUACACAAAUCCCGCUACGUGGCUUCCAACCGCCGCAGCAUCUUCUUCCGCACCAGCCACAAUCUGGCUGAGCUGGAGGCCUACCUGGCUGCCCUCACCCAGCUCCGCGCUCUGGCCUACUACGCCCAGCGCCUGCUGGCCACCAACCGGCCAGGAGGGCUCUUCUUUGAGGGUGACGAGAGGCUGACUGCUGAUUUCCUGAGGGAGUAUGUGACGCUGCACAAGGGCUGCUUCUACGGCCGCUGCCUGGGCUUCCAAUUCACGCCCGCCAUCCGGCCCUUCCUGCAGACCAUCUCCAUCGGGCUGGUGUCCUUCGGGGAGCACUACAAGCGCAACGAGACGGGUCUCAGUGUGACCGCCAGCUCCCUCUUCACCAGCGGCCGCUUCGCCAUCGACCCAGAGCUGCGUGGGGCCGAGUUUGAGCGGAUCAUACAGAACCUGGACGUGCACUUCUGGAAAGCCUUCUGGAACAUCACGGAGAUUGAAGUACUCUCGUCUCUGGCCAACAUGACGUCGGCUAACGUGAGGGUGAGCCGACUGAUCAGCCUGCCGCCCGAGGCCUUUAACAUGCCGCUGACCUCCGACCCCAAGCUCACAGUCACCAUCUCGCCACCCUUGGCCCACACGGGCCCUGGGCCCGUCCUCGUCAGGCUCAUCUCCUACGACCUGCGUGAAGGACAGGACAGCGAGGAACUCAACAUCCUGGCCAAGUCCGAGGGCCCGCGGAGCCUGGAGCUGCGGCCCCGCGGCCAGCAGGCACCCCGCUCCCGGUCGCUGGUGGUGCAUAUCCACGGCGGCGGCUUCGUGGCCCAGACCUCCAAAUCCCACGAGCCCUACCUCAAGAGCUGGGCCCAAGAGCUGGGCGUCCCCAUCCUCUCCAUUGACUACUCCCUGGCCCCCGAGGCCCCCUUCCCGCGCGCGCUGGAGGAGUGCUUCUACGCCUACUGCUGGGCCGUCAAGCACUGCGCCCUCCUUGGCUCAACAGGAGAGCGGAUUUGCCUUGCGGGAGACAGCGCCGGCGGCAACCUCUGCUUCACCGUGUCCCUUCGGGCUGCAGCCUAUGGCGUGCGGGUGCCAGAUGGCAUCAUGGCAGCCUACCCGGCCACACUGCUGCAGUCGGCCGCCUCUCCCUCCCGGCUGCUGAGCCUCAUGGACCCCCUGCUGCCGCUCAGCGUGCUCUCCAAGUGUGUCAGCGCCUACGCAGGUGCACAGACAGAAGACCACUCCAACUCAGACCAGAAGGCGCUGGGCAUGAUGGGGCUCAUGCGGCGGGACACAGCCCUGCUCCUCAAAGACCUCCGCCUGGGCGCCUCCUCGUGGCUCAACUCCUUCCUGGAGCUGAGCGGACGCAAAGCCAAGAGCUCAGCACCAAUGUCAGAGCCAAUGCGCCGCAGUGUGUCCGAAGCAGCGCUGGCCCAGCCCGAGGGCCCACUGGGCACAGACUCCCUCAAGAGCCUGACACUGAAGGACCUGAGCGUGAAGGGCAGCUCCGAGGCCACCGACACCCCCGAGAUGUCACUGUCGGCCGAGACACUGGGCCCCUCCUCGGCCUCCGACGUCAACUUCUUCUUGCGGCCUGAGGACAGUGUCGAAGAGGCGGAGGCCAGGGAGGAGCGCGGCGCCAAGGACAGAGGCCAGGGCGUCAGGGCCGCCUUCCCUGAGGGCUUCCACCCGCGCAUCUCCAGCCAGGGGGCCACCCACAUGCCCUUGUUCUCCUCGCCCAUCGUCAAGAACCCCUUCAUGUCCCCGCUGCUGGCACCCGACAACAUGCUGAAGACCCUGCCACCCGUGCACAUUGUGGCCUGCGCGCUGGACCCCAUGCUGGACGACUCGGUCAUGUUCGCGCGGCGGCUGCGCUGCCUGGGCCAGCCGGUGACGCUGCGCGUGGUGGAGGACCUGCCCCACGGCUUCCUGAGCCUGGCCGCGCUGUGCCGCGAGACCCGCGAGGCCACCGAGCUGUGCGUGGAGCGCAUCCGCCUCGUGCUCACCCACCCCGCGCCCGCCGCGCCGCCGCCGCCGCUCUGAGCCACGCGGGGAGGAGGUGGGGGCUGCGGGGGGCCGCACUAAAGACAUUGUUCCACCCGCGCCGGCCUCCGUGGUGAAUGCGCUCCGGGACCGGCCCCGGGGAGGCCUCGAGAGGGGCUCCGGGGCCGUCGGGAGGGGCGGGCUAUGCCUUAAAGUCUGGGACCGCAAAGGGGGAGCAGGGGGACCGAAAGCUGAGACCCCGGCCUAGGGGAGGAGGACGCACACGCCCGCCACCCAGGCAGCCGGACCUGCACUCCACUACUGCCUUCUACUGCUGCUGCCGCGACCUGCGCAGGUCGCUUUCCGUUGUAAAUAAAAGUAUUUAAUUA